Volvox carteri f. nagariensis is the source of this 2961-nucleotide messenger RNA. RefSeq names its product 26S proteasome regulatory complex (gene rpn2). Gene Ontology annotation, molecular function: enzyme regulator activity. The record is from RefSeq and is a predicted model, not a curated record. Lineage: Eukaryota; Viridiplantae; Chlorophyta; Chlorophyceae; Chlamydomonadales; Volvocaceae. The coding region runs from base 1 to 2961 and encodes 986 amino acids. Gene Ontology annotation, cellular component: proteasome storage granule; proteasome regulatory particle, base subcomplex; nucleus. The transcript is spliced from 18 exons. Gene Ontology annotation, biological process: proteasome-mediated ubiquitin-dependent protein catabolic process; regulation of protein catabolic process.
AUGCCAGCUGUUUCCAGCGCGGCAGGCCUCUUGGCUCUCCUUGACGAGCCCAGUGACGAUCUCAAGCAGCAUGCUCUCUCUCACUUGAACAAGGUGGUUCAUGACUACUGGUUCCAAAUAUCGGGGUCCAUCGGUAGCGUGGAAGCACUUUACGAGGACGAUGACUUCGCGCAUCGCGAGCUAGCGGCACUUGUAGCUUCAAAGGUCUUCUAUCACCUAGGUGAGCUGGAUGACGCGCUCACCUACGCACUGGGCGCGGGCUCCCUCUUUGACGUCGAGGACCAGUCCGAGUACGUCACCACGCUUGUCGCUCGCUGCUUGGACCAGUACUUUGAGAAGCGGGUCCGGCAGUCGGAGGGCCGGGGGGAGGAGAGCGAGACGGUCAUUGACUCCCGGCUGACGGCCAUCGUGGAGAGAAUGCUGGACAAAUGCCUCUCCGCCGGGCAGUACGAUCAGGCCAUCGGUGUGGCUCUGGAGGGCAGGCGGCUGGACAAGCUGGAGGAGGUGAUUCUGCGGGCUCCGGCGGGGGAGGAGCGCACUCGGGUGCUCAAGUACGCUCUGAGGGUGUGUCAGCAGCUCAUCGUCAGCCGGGAGUUCCGGCAGCAGGUGCUCCGGCUGGUUAUUCGUUUGUACGAGAGUGUUCCCUCUCCCGACUGGUUGGAUAUCUGCCAGUGCCUCAUGUUCCUGGACGAUGCCCCCGAGGUGGCGCGGAUCCUAAACAAGCUACUACAGGGGGGAGAGGAGGAGGAGUUGUUGGCCUACCAGAUUGGGUUCGAUCUGGUCGAGAACGAGCUGCAGUCCUUCCUGGGAGAGGUGGCGGCCCGGCUGGAGCAGCAGCAGCAGAUAGCGGCUCCGGAGGCGGUGGACGCGGCACCCGAGGCGGCUGCCAUGGACACGGACGCACCUGCUGGGGCUGCUGCAGCUGCUGGCGGUGGCGGCGGCCCCCUGGCGGCCCGAGUGGCUAAGCUGCGAGACAUCCUGUCCGGCAAGACACCCAUCGCCCUGUAUCUGGACUUUCUGUACAGGCACAACCACGCGGAUCUACAGGUGCUUAAGAACAUCAAGGGCGCGGUGGACGCCCGUGUGUCUGUAUGUCACUCCGCCACCAUCGCCGCCAACGCGCUCAUGCACGCGGGCUCCACCGUCGACACGUUUCUGCGGACCAACUUGGAGUGGCUGGCCAGGGCGACCAACUGGGCCAAGUUCUCGGCGACGGCGUCGCUGGGGGUCAUCCACCGGGGCCACCUGGCGCAGGGCCGCGCUCUCAUGGCGCCCUACCUGCCGCGAGGGGAUGCGGCCGCCGCCGCGGCGGCCGCUGCCGGCGGCGGCGGCGGCGGCACUUCCUACAGCGAGGGCGGUGCGUUAUACGCCCUGGGCCUCAUCUACGCCAAUCACGGUCAGGACAUCCGGCAGUUCCUGUUGGAGAGCCUGCGGGGCACUUCGAACGAGGUCACGCAGCACGGGGCCUGCCUGGGGCUGGGUCUUGCUGCUCUUGGCACUGACGACGAGGAGGCUCUGGAGGACAUCAAGAACGUGCUUUACAGCGACAGCGCGGUGGCGGGGGAGGCGGCGGGCAUCUCCCUUGGGCUGCUGUGCUGCGGCAGUGGGGGGGAGCGGGUGGCGGCGGAGGCGCUGGCGUAUGCACACGAUACACAGCAUGAGAAGAUCAUUCGAGGUGUCGCCCUAGGUUUGGCGCUGAUGCAGUACGGGCGGGAGGAGGCGGCGGAGGCGCUGAUUGAGCAAAUGACGCGCGACGCAGAUCCCAUCAUCCGCUACGGCGGAAUGUACGUCAUUGGAAUGGCGUACAGGGGCACCGACAACAACGGCGCUGUGCAGAAGCUGCUUUCCUUCGCCGUGUCGGAUGUGAGCGACGACGUGCGGCGGGCCGCCGUGCUGUGCCUGGGCUUCGUGCUCAUGAACGUGCCACACCAGUGCCCGCGGAUUGUGGCGCUGCUGGCCGAGUCCUUCAACCCGCAUGUGCGGUACGGCGCCGCCAUGGCUGUGGGUCUGGCUUGCGGGGGCACCGGCCUGAAGGAGGCGUUGGCGCUUUUGGAGCCCAUGAUGUCCGACCCCACGGACUACGUACGACAAGGCGCCCUCAUCGCCAUUGCACUGGUGCUGAUUCAGCAGCCCGAGUCCCGCGUGGCGCCCUUCCGUAAGCGACUGGACAAAUUCAUUACGGAGAAGCAUGAGGAGGUGAUGUGCAAGAUGGGCGCCAUCAUCGCAGCCGGCAUUCUGGAUGGCGGCGGCCGCAACACCACCAUCGGACUGCGCUCCAGGUCGGGCUAUUUCCGACGGACUUCGGUGGUGGGCCUUGCCGUGUUCACACAGUACUGGUACUGGUACCCGCUGUUGUACUUCCUGAGCCUGGCCUUUCAACCCAGUGUCCUCAUCGCCCUCAACUCGGACCUGAAGAUGCCCAAGGCCGCCUUCACGUGCAACUGCAAGCCCUCCAUCUUUGCCUACCCGCCGCCGCUCACAGCGGAGCUCAAGGAGACGAAGUCCAAGGUGCCAACCGCUGUCUUGUCAACCACCGCCAAGGCGGCGGAGCGGCAGCGCAAGAAGGCGGCAGAGAAGGAGAAGGCGGCAGCUGGCGCUGACAAGAUGGAGACCGACGAGGCUGGAGCCGCCGGGGGCGCCAAGAAGCCAGAGGCCGAGCCCAGCAGUUACACGCUGGAGAAUCCCGCCCGCGUGCCGCCGGGUCAGGCGCGCUUCGUGGUGCUGCCCACCAGCGGCCGCUGGCUGCCAGUUAAACGGGAAUCGCCUGUGGGCAUCCUGGUGAUGCGCGAUACGCAACCCGGAGAGCCGCAGGAGCUGGUUACGGCGCAGGGAGACGGAGCGGCUGCGGCUGCGGCCACAGCCCCGGCGGCGGCGGCUACAGCGCCGGCGGCGGCAGCGCCGGCGGCAGGAGAUAUGGACGACGAGCCGCCGCCACCGGCGCCGUUCACGUAUCAGCCUUGA